This is a messenger RNA of Hordeum vulgare subsp. vulgare (domesticated barley), 1465 nucleotides long. RefSeq names its product persulfide dioxygenase ETHE1 homolog, mitochondrial-like. Gene Ontology annotation, biological process: hydrogen sulfide metabolic process; glutathione metabolic process. Bases 354 to 1250 code for a protein of 298 amino acids. Gene Ontology annotation, molecular function: sulfur dioxygenase activity. The record is from RefSeq and is a predicted model, not a curated record. Lineage: Eukaryota; Viridiplantae; Streptophyta; Magnoliopsida; Poales; Poaceae. The transcript has 9 exons.
UUCGAUACCUGAACCAAAACAAGUGCGCCCCAAAUCAUGUAGUACCCGGGAUCCGGCAUCUCCACCUCCGCAACCCCAUCAUCCGUCCUCCCAUCCCUACCGCCACCGGCUACCUAGCGGGCACCUCGUCGCCGAUCUCUUCACGCCAUCGCGCCCAUCGCCUCGCCGCGACUUCUUUAUAUAUUAUAUAUAUAAAAAAUCCAUAGAAGCCCUCGCCGAACCACCGCGAGGUCCACGCCGCGGGCGACGCCGUCCAAACCCGCGCGAUAAGAACCAAGCCAGCCUUGCGUUGCCGCCGUUUCUCCCAUCCACUCCCGCACCAUCGCCGUUUCCCUAUAUAAUACACCACCCAAAUGGUGCCGCUCCGCUUAUACCGCCACCUGAUCCCGCAGCUGGCAGCUGCAGCCAGGUCGCCCUCAGCGCCCAAGGUCGCCGCCGCCUGCUGCGCUCCACGCCCGAUCUCCCCGCCGCCGGCCCUCGCAAUGGCGGCGUACGGCACCGGCGCUUGCGCGGACAGGAGGCUCCUCUUCAGGCAGCUGUUCGAGAAGGAGAGCUCCACCUACACCUACCUCCUCGCCGACGUCGGAGACCCCGAGAAGCCCGCCGUGUUGAUUGACCCUGUUGACAGAACAGUUGAUAGAGAUCUCAACCUUAUCAAGGAAUUAGGCUUGAAACUCAUCUAUGCGAUGAAUACUCAUGUGCAUGCUGAUCACGUCACUGGAACAGGACUAAUAAAAACUAAGCUACCAGGAGCCAAGUCUGUUAUUUCAAAAGCUAGUGGAGCAAAAGCCGACCAUUCUGUUGAGCACGGGGACAAAAUAUACUUUGGGAAGCUUUUCCUUGAGGUGCGAGCUACUCCUGGCCAUACUGCUGGCUGUAUGACUUAUGUAACAGGUGAUAGUGAUGGUCAACCCUCACCAAGGAUGGCUUUCACUGGGGAUGCCUUAAUUAUACGUGCAUGCGGAAGGACAGACUUCCAGGGAGGAAGCUCCGAUCAGCUGUACCAAUCAGUGCAUUCACAGAUUUUCACGUUGCCAAAGGAUACCCUGCUUUAUCCUGCUCAUGACUACAAAGGUUUCACGGUAACUACUGUUGAAGAGGAGGUUACUUAUAAUGCCCGACUAUCAAAAGAUAAGGAAACUUUCAAGACGAUCAUGGAAAAUCUGAACCUGUCUUACCCAAAGAUGAUCGACGUUGCUGUACCCGCCAAUAUGGUUUGCGGUUUCCAGGAUCCACCAUCGAAGGUCUGAGCUUGUUCCAGCUGAAGCAGCUUUGCAAGUGGCUGUUGUGAAAUCAGGAUCGGAUCGAAAGGGCUUGCGGCUGCGUUGUACAUUAAAUAGCUCGUUCGCUGCAACAUUGGGAGGAAAUAAUUAGUCAUUGGCCGAUGCGGCCUCUGGCCCUGUUUGACACUCACUACCGUCUGAUCAUUGAUAUGUCAACUUGAAGAAGGCAGUUUGCGUUUGCU